Eubalaena glacialis (North Atlantic right whale) is the source of this 6534-nucleotide messenger RNA. RefSeq names its product transforming acidic coiled-coil-containing protein 2-like. The transcript has 11 exons. The record is from RefSeq and is a predicted model, not a curated record. Gene Ontology annotation, cellular component: cytoplasm. The coding region runs from base 1 to 6534 and encodes 2177 amino acids. Gene Ontology annotation, biological process: cell population proliferation; mitotic spindle organization; cerebral cortex development. NCBI's taxonomy places the organism in Eukaryota, Metazoa, Chordata, Mammalia, Artiodactyla, Balaenidae.
AUGCUCCUGGUGAGAUCUGAUUUGGUGCCAGGAACUCUGGACUUGGUGGCCGUGUUUGUCCAGCCACGGCUGAGUUGGAGCGUCAACAACGUGUUUUUCAUGGCUGGCGUCAUAAACAUGUCACUUGCUGUUGUUCGAUAUUCAUGGCAGUGGCAGCCUCUGGUGCCCGUGGUGUCCAGGACAACAGUGAGUGAUGAGACAGGUGUCAGCGACGAUGCUCAGUGUCCAUCAGCCAUGGUAGUGGUGGUCCAGGGGCCAGUGGUGGCAGCAACAGUCCCGCCUGAGAGCCGCAGGGCCUCCUCCACCCUGGAUGGGCAGGUCUGCCUACCAGCGACCUGGGCAAGCCUGCUGCUUUGUACAACUUCACUUGUUGACACUCAAGCCACGCCUGGGAAAAUCCUCUGCAUGAAAGGCCCUGGCCUCAAUGGGCUGGGAAAUGCUGAUUGCACGUUUGUGUACUCACUGCGGCUCUGCUCUGGCUCUGCCCAGUCACCGCCGAUCAAAUCCGAAGGGACGCUGGGCACCCUGAAUCACCAUGGGCAACGAGAACAGUACCUCGGGCAACCAGGGAGGGUGGGCAGCCCACCGGCCCUAGCACAGAACAUGUGUUCGUCCUCCAUGUUCGGCAGCCUGGCAGUUGUUUCUGAAAUCCGACUCCUGGUGCCAUGGGGACGACCUUUGGUCUACUUCCCAGCAUUCACCUGCAGUCACACUGCUCCCAAGAAGCUCAUUCCAAGAGUGGGCGACUUGGCAAGACACCCUGGGCCUGAUCUAACCAUGUUAAUGAAAUCUCUUUAUUGGCAUGACCGGCUGCCUUCCUCCACAAUGGCUAGGGACAGACUGCCGAGGACUUCUUUGGCUCGGAGUCCAGGAUCCGUGGAGCGGCCUGGGAACAGUCGGAGGGCAGAAAGGAAGCCGGAGGAGAAGCCCAGAAGCAAUGACCGCGGAGAUCUGCCCAGCGUCGGGCACGGAGGUUCCUGCUCCACUUCUGAGGGUGCUACCAGCCCGUAUCCCUGCAUCGUGUCCCCAGAGGUGACUGAGCCAAGGAAGCACCCACGGGAAGCCAAGGGCCAAGAAGAUUCUCCACUGCCCAGCCCACCAGAGCCCUGGGAGCAGGGCAGUCCCUUGGCCUCCGUGCCCUUUGCCGAGGGCGCCCCAGAAGGUUGCUUGGCAAGCCCAGCAGCGGAACCUGAAGAUUGUCCCCUGGCUCAACACCCCCAGAGGGAACCUUCCCCAAAUGCCCCAGGAUACGGCCCAGCAGCCUUUGUCCCUGGGAUGGACAGUUUUACUCAGCGCAGGGUGGUUGCAAUCGCCCCCAGCGCCGGAAGAGAGAGAGGACCGAAGGAAGACGAGGGGCAGAAACUGUCUUCCUCCAGUUCCAUUGACCAGUUGCCGGGAAUUUCACCAGCUGCUCCUCGAGAGCCGAUGAAGGUGCAGCUGUGUGGAGAGGAUGGCUGGCCUGGUGGUUUUGAGUCCCAAGGGAAAGAGGCUGCAGGUGGCUUUCCCCUGCCAGAGUCUGGGCAGGGAGCCCCCAUGGCCCCUGCUGCAGCCCAACCAGGCCAAGAGAGCUCAGCCGGCCUGGAAGAGUCCCCCCAAAAACCUGAGAACCCGACCCCGCAAGAUCCAGCCCCUAAAUGCCAAGUGGAGGGGCCACCUCAGGAUUUCACCGAUGACUCGGGAUUCCUCAGGGCCUGCCCUCCCAGCGGGAGUGGUUCAGGGGCGGCCCAAGAAGCCGAAGCGAAGGUCGCUGCCUGGGAAAGCUGCCCGCAGCAAAUGGGAGCGCAUCCGCCGCCCACAGAGCUGCCCUGGGAGUCACCGGAUCCUGCCCUGGCGCCGGGGGCCAAGGGCUCUUGGGAGGAGACUCUGGAUGCCCCUGAUGCUCGGGGUCACUCGCAGACAGGGAGGCGAGGAGCCGAGCCCCGUCAAGCUGUCUGUGUGACGACAGGUGACCAGCCCGAGGGGGGCUUGCUUGUGAGCCCCAAGCCUGCCCCACAUGCAGUGACUGAGGAAACGGAUCCAGCUUCAAGCCUCACUUCACAGCCAGCUGCCCGGGCCUCUGCUGCUGCAGAACAACCCAGGGAGAUGAUUUCCGAUGCUGAGAGGCCUGUUCUUACAGACCUGGCUAAAGAGCAGGCAGAAGCAGGGCUGGCAGGGCAGGAGAAGCACGCGUCAGACCUCGCAGGAGAGGGAGAGGGUCCAGAAGGAGGCCCCGGAGAGGUUCCUGCUCCUUCACCCCCGGAGGAGAGGGAAGAGCUCUGGAAGAGGGAGCAAAGCCACGAGGUCCAGCAAGGGGUUCUGCCUCUUCCCCCUCCCGGUGCAUCAGAUGAAAGUGCCAGAAGGUCACUGGGGCCAAAGGAUGAAGCCAAAGCCCCUGAAGGUCCAGCUGUGGCUAAGGAAAGCACACUGCCUGGGGCCGACCCUAGAGGCCAGGAAGCAGCCCCAGAGCCACCUGAGGGUGCAGAUCCUGGGAGCCUUCAGGGAGAGCAACCCGAAGCCUGCGGCUGCAAGCCUGACCCAAAGGUGGAAAAGGAUGAGGCUUCACAGCUAACUGGCGGUGUGGAGAGCAGCAGCCUUCCCAGCAGGGCCUCAGCACAGCCGCUCAGAGAGGAGGCCCCCGGGCACGUGGACAGGCCCGGCUCUCCGUCAGAAGAUGCAGCUUGGAGCUCGGCGGCCUGUGGGAUGACGGGAGAAGCCCAAGUGGUCCAUGCAUCUGCUUCACUGCACCAGCUCCACGAGCAGGAUCCCAUCCCACCCUCUGGGCCGGAUGGAGCCGGUAAACACGUUUUUCCCGAGGGAGCCGUCCGGGAGGGGCCAGGAGUGCAGACCAAGUAUCCUGACACCUUUCAGGAUGUGCGGGGAUUGGGAAGAAUGGACCCUCUUCCUGCUUUAGAAUCAGAGAAAUCGGAUUUCCUGUCAACUCCUGCUACAGAGGUCAUCCCCAAAGCCCAGGAGGCGGAGGGCAAAUCUGAAAUAAAGACGAGGAGCCACCCAUCCGCGCAGAGGCCCGGCAGCUGCUAUGGGGAGGGCUUGCUGACACCGCCCCAAGCCCAUGGGCUGGGACGUGAUGCAGCUGGACAGGAAGUCCACACCGAUGGGCCACCUCCCCCCGAGGAGGAGAACUUGGCAGUGGACUGUGGGCUCACGACCCUCGGCCCGGAGCAAGGUCAGCAGGAGAAACUGUCCUGCCCGGGGGACAGCGGGAUACGAGUAGCUGCAUCUGAGAGGCCCUCGCUGUAUUCUGAGAACCGUCUCCAGCGGUCCCAAACGGACCCAGAAGCAUCCAUCUCUGAAACGCUCAGGGAGAAGUCCCAACAGUGCGAAAGCGAGAAAGAGACUUCCCCAGGUGAUGCAGAGUUUCAGAACCUGGGUGCAGACUCUCCCCAAACCCACAUACCUGUGGAACCUCGGGAAGAUGUGAGCUUGCCCACUCACGGAGCAAAGGAACAGGCUUCUGAAUCAGAACUUCAAAUUGAGCUCCCCAAGGGCAGUCUGUCUGAUGCUCCAAGUUCAGCUCCCGGGCACACAGUUCCGGAGAAUCGUACGACAGAGCAGUCAGAGUUGUCAGCACCAAAGAGACCGGAGUUGUCUGCACUAGGGGGGAACGGGCAAGAGGGAGAAUGCAGUGGCAGUCAGCUGUCCAGGGGCCCACCUCCUGCAGCAGACACCUUACAAGACUCUGCUCUUGCACGUAGCUUGAGCAGAAAGGAAAGUUGCUGUGCUGGACAGGGGCCAGACAAGUCCCAGCAGGAGCUGGUUGAUGGGCUGAAAGCUGGCAGCCAGCAUGAAGAGGCAUGUCUCGGGGAUGCAGGCAUUUCGGAAGCAGCUGACACUUGGCCCCCGCUCCAGGACUUGGGUAAGACAGAGAAGGCAAGUGGGAGCACAGUGGGGGUCCCGCCUUGUCGGCCUGAUUCAGUAGCUCUCCUGCAGGCAGCUCGCUGCCCACCAGCUCCAGCACCUGCCGGCCCCAGAGUCACACCCACCCAGGAGGCCCCAGAGAGAGAGGCCGGUGAUGAAACCCAGGAGGGCAGGCGGCAAUCAGGGUUAGCCCCACAGAAGGAAAUGGAGCGUCCCACCGCCAUGGAUGCAGAGGCCCAAAAGCUUCUUGAAAGUGUCCCAUCAGCCGAGGAUCAAGGUGCGGGUGGUGGGACUGCUGAGAUUGGUGGGAACGCUGAUGGAGGAGACCUGGGGACACAACAGGCUCCGGGGGAGCCAGGAGAAGCUGCUCGGAGUGGUGGCUUCCUCCCAACAGAGCAGUGCCCCUCCCCUGGGGAGGAAGCGUCUACCUGUGCCCUAGAUGAGCCCUGCCAAGCUGAGCAGCCCUCCGCCAGCUCCCAGGAUGCCUUGCUGCCAGCCAGAGAGCUGGGUGGGAUUCCCAGGAGCGUGGUGGAUAUUUCUGCAGCCCAGGCUGUCCCCGACCCAAAGAGGCUCCUGUCGUCCAGGCCACCAGAAGAGGCUGCUCCUGAAACUCCUUACCUGCAUAUGGCGAGCGCUGCCAGGAAAGGGGCAGAAGACAGUGGCGUGAAAGCUGUUUCACCUCAAGGCCUCAGAGCUCCUGGUGAAAGCCCUUGUCCCACACGGGAGCCCCUGCUUGUCUUGGAAAAUGCCUCCUCCACGAAGGUACCGUGUGGCUCCCCUGCCUCCCUCUGGCAACCAGGAGCUGCAGGUGAGGAAACCUCUGCCGUGCCAGCCAGCAGCGGAAGCCCCAAAGCUGGGACCUUUGAGGGACCUGUGGACUCCGUGCCCUACCUGGACAGGGUGCCCCUUCUGGCCAAGGGUAAGCAGACCGCAGAGGAGCAGAAAGGGUCAAGAGCUCCCGGGGCAAGUGCCAAGCCCAGUGAAAUUUCAGCACACCUUGCCAGUGAGGAGAGCACGGCAGGUGAUGCAGCAAGGGAGAGAGAGCGCAGUGGGGAGAGGAUGGUAGACCCUUCCAAGGAUCCCAGGAAGGGAGCAUCAGCUGGUGUAGAUGCCAGCUCCAGGCAGACCAGUAUGAUCGCUGGGCUCCCUGACUUCAGGGAGCACAUCACCAAGAUCUUUGAGAAGUCUGUGCUUGGAGCCCUGACCGCCGAUCGGCCCCAGAGCACACUGGGAGAAAAGGCAGGAGCCGGGAAGAGUGUGAUGGGCAAGGACCUCGUCACGCCAAGCCCAGAGAAGCUUCCAGAUGGGACUCAAGGAGUGGCCAUCGCCCCUCUCCCCACCACUCCUGCCGGACUCUGGGUACAGUCAAAGGAGAAGCAGCAAGAGCUGGCUGUAGAGGCUGAGAUUUCUCGUCUGGGUCCCCAGGAUCCAGCUCCAGAAAAGCUGCCGGGGCCGGCAUGGCCAGCUGCAGAGCAGAGCCUGCCAGGUGCCAGUGUGGGGAAGGAAAUGAGUGGGACUCCACAGAUGCUGACAGAAAGCAAGAAGCCAGAGGGGGCUGGGAAAGGCUGGCCGGGGCUUGGGAGCCAGGCCCACUCACAGCAGGAAAGCGGCCGGCAGGAAUCAGCUUCGGGUCUGUCUUCACAGGUGACUUCUCCAGAGAUUCCCGAUGCUGACUUGCAGGUGGCUCCCCAGAGCCGUGGAGAAGGGGACGCAGUUCAAGACGACAGAAUUCCUUCUGGAAAACAGCACCAGGAAACAUCUAGCCGAGACAGUCAACCCAGAGAAGAUGGUGCUCAGGGCUUUUCUCACCCAGGGGCUCUGGGUGACAUGUCAGGGUCUACCUCUGCCCAGGGAGCAUCUUCUCCCCGUGGGAAUGUUCCGACUGUGGCCGAGGCCAUCAGUGGGGCCUGUACCCCAGACACGCUUAGGGGUGAGAGGAGGCAUGGAGGUGCUGCUGGGAUCUCGGAAACACAGAACGCCCUGGGCACCCAGAGCACCCUGGAGCCACCAGCUGGGGAAGUGGCGGAUGCUCCCCUGGAGCCCGGCUUGAGAGCAGAAGCUGCUAGGGAAGCAGAGGGUGACGUCACUUGGAGCACAGCUGAGACCGGGGCACGUGUGUCUGACGACCUGCCUGAAGCAGGUACUACGAGAACGUUCUCUGCUGCGGCUUGUGCCUCGGCUCUGCCAGGAAGCCGUGGGGACCCAGGCUGCUCUGAAGGGGCUCUGAGGAUGGAGGCUGCAGCCGCCCCGAGCGGGGACAGCCCGGCCGGGCACCCGCAGGCUGAGGAGCAGCCCGGGCCUGAGCUCCACGCUCCUGCUGGGGAUGGGAAGGCGCGUGUCUCCUCACCUCCAGAACCUGACGAAAUUUGGGACCUGAAGCUGCAAAGCCUGGAUCCAGAAGCGCUCGACGCCGAGAGAAAGAGCUCUGGGCUCGGCCCAUCCACCUUACCUUUGGUUCCUGAGAAGGAUCCUCCAAAUGUCAUGGGCGAGGUCAUUUCAGACGAGACCAGAAGUGCGGAAGAAGCAGAAAGUGGGAAAGUCAGGCAGCUGUGCCUCCAGAGUGGAGACUGGGGUGUAUUCAUGGCACAAGUGCCUGGCAACACGGAUCAGCAGGAGACGUCUCUCUGGCACCUGAACCAAGGAUGUUCACCAUCGGGCCAACCGGAGGCCUUGGCUUAG